Molecule: messenger RNA, 399 nt
Organism: Lottia gigantea (owl limpet)
Lineage: Eukaryota; Metazoa; Mollusca; Gastropoda; Lottiidae
Exons: 1
Coding region: 1-399 (132 amino acids)
Source: RefSeq, a predicted model, not a curated record
AUGGACUGGAAAGAGAAGAAAAUUUUUGUGAAUAGUUUGGUAGAUAGAGAGAGUGUAAAAGAAAGAACUGUUGCCAAAGAUGAUGCAGAAUACAGACGAAAUGGUUCAAAUAAGUAUUUCUUGAAGAAAGGUAAUGAGAAAUUACAAGUCUGCAAAUCAUUGUUUCUGUCAACUCUUUGUCUAGGAGAAAAGACAGUUUAUGCAUGGAUAGCCAAUACAGAUGAUACCGGUAUACCAACUAAAUCACCGGGCAAACGUCGUUCUUCAGGCGAUACCAUCAAAUCAGAUAGUGCUAAGGCUUUUUGCAAAAUCUGCCAAAACUACCGUCACACUAUUGUAGAUCAAGCAGUACGAAAAAUUACCUCUAACCUGUGUCUGGUACUUCGGCAGAUUAUAUAA